AUGGAGAAAUUGGCGGUUUUCAUAUUUUUUGUAGACGAAGUUUUCGGUCGAAAAAGUGGAGCGAAAGGAACUACUGGUGGCGCCGGAAGCGAAGACAUCUCCUUAAACCUCAACAGUGAUGACGGGACUUUUGCCGAUUUUCUCACAGGGCUUGAAUUUAUCGCAGCUGUUUGCGUCGCUGUCGGGACAGUUUGGAUUUUUAUUGUGAUCAAUCAAAUUCGGAAGAUGCCGAUGAAACACGAGUGCCCGUUUGAUUUCUCGAAGUUGCAGGAUCCCAUUGAUAGAUGCCAAGAUCUCAGGUACAUCCUCAGUCAAUCGAAACUCCGCCUCCCAGAGCGCAAAAAGGCCCACAAGAAAAUCCUCUACAAACUCUGGGGUGAAAAUGACCUCAUCGACAAAUCAGAAAUCCACAACGUCAUGGCCCAUCCGGAACAAGAAUUUGCCUUUGUUCGGAAAUCAAUGAUGGAAAUCAUGAAAAACAAAGACACAAAAUACAAUCAUCUAUUGGUUGUUUCUUUUUACCCGAGAAAUUUUUAUGAAUCGACUUCUUUUGGAGAAGGUUUGACAAAAACCAUUGAAGAUGAAAAGAGGAUGGCAAAGAAGAGGACCAAUAUCUUUAGCACAAGCAAGAAGUUAUUGAAGAAAUUCGAUGCGUACAGUCCGUCCAAAGAAUCAUUUAUUUUCACUCAUUCUCUCCUUUGGGACAAUGGGUUCGUCAAUAUAGAGAAAUUUCGCGCUGAUGGACAAGCUUAUUCUUCAUACUCCGAUGAUGAUGAUUAUGAGUACAAUAUUCCUUAUGCUCCAAUUUUUCUUGCUAUUGUCAACAAUUUCGAGGAGGUCGGAGAUGCCUGUCUUGAUAAUAAUGACAUGAGAGAUUUUAUAAAAAUUGUCAAUGGUUACUUUGGAGAAACUUUCAAACAUUUUCAAAUUGCUGGAAAAUUUAAUUGGCAAAUGGAAAUCAUAGAUGACCAUCAAAACAAUACAUGUACAAGAAAGAACCCAGUUCCUAUCGAGAAUAAUGACGGCAGGGAUUUGAUGAGAGCCCUGAUCAAAAAUCAAACAAAUCCACCAGAGAUGAGAGAAAAUGACGAUGUCUACAGAUUGAUAAGAAAGGAAACAAAUUCAGAAAUUUGGAAUGUACUUUUGAACGAGGUCACAGUGGGAGAAGCUAAGAAUUUGCUAGAAUCUUUCAAGAAUGAGCAAGAAUGUCCAAUCGUUCUUUACAUAAGUUCACAUGGUUAUUAUGAUGCACAAGGGAAGAAAAUAUGCCUUUCACAUGGGGAUAUAAGUCUCAACAAAUUGAUAAACAUCCUUCAUGAUGACGUUCCAAAAAUUAUUUUCGCCGACAACUGCUAUGGCAAAAACAGUGAUUAUACAGAAAAUGCGUGGCGACGCAAAAAAGACGAACGGGAACAAGAUUCGGAAGAUCGGGAAAAAAGUCCCAAAGCACCAACGACUAGUCCUCCAACUUUGCCAAAAGAUCCAGCUACGCCGACGGACAAGCCUCCUGUUAUUGGAGGCUCACCGGCCGCUGGAGGUGCUGGAAGUGCAUUGCCGAAGAGAAACCAAAAUAAAAAUGACAGAAAAGAGAUGACAGAAAUCCCAAAUCAGGAAAUCAACGAAGAAAAACCGGUUGAACCUGAAUGUUCGCCUUCGCCAGAAAUUCCACCAAAUACAAUCAUCAUUCAUGCGUCGCCAUUCCAGACUUCUGCCCAUCAAGACGAUGGAUCAAUUUUUCUCAAAGCGCUAAACGAAUCUAUCGUUUUGGCUUCGAAAGAUAAAAAACUCGACAUACUCAAGCUUUCUUUUGUGAUUGCCCGAAAAAUGGCGGAAGAACCAGCUGUCAAAUAUCCUUGUGAAAAUUUUGCUCCGAUGUGCGAAACCGAAGUGAAUCUUAAAAAGAAGCUCAUUCUUGACACAACUAUCAAAAACUCAACGAAAAAUUGA
This is a messenger RNA of Oikopleura dioica, 1947 nucleotides long. NCBI's taxonomy places the organism in Eukaryota, Metazoa, Chordata, Appendicularia, Copelata, Oikopleuridae. The record is from the annotation of a GenBank genome assembly.